Aspergillus caelatus is the source of this 1293-nucleotide messenger RNA. RefSeq lists its product as uncharacterized. The record is from RefSeq and is a predicted model, not a curated record. Gene Ontology annotation, cellular component: nucleus. The coding region runs from base 1 to 1293 and encodes 430 amino acids. Gene Ontology annotation, biological process: DNA alkylation repair; regulation of DNA-templated transcription. The transcript is spliced from 2 exons. Lineage: Eukaryota; Fungi; Ascomycota; Eurotiomycetes; Eurotiales; Aspergillaceae.
AUGUCCGAAGCAAAAAAGAAAGAAAAAAGACCACCCUUAACCCACUUUCUCUGCCUCCCUCUAGUCAACUCAACAUCCCUCCCUCAACUGGAAUCCUCACUGGCAGCAUUCAAAGCUUCGAUCCCUCGCCGGGCACUUCGAUAUGGAGCUCCAGAGCAGCCACUCAUCCCUGAUGGUGCGCUCCGUCCCGUCGGUACCCUGCACCUGACUCUGGGUGUCAUGAGUCUCCCAACGAAGGAUCGUCUAAGCGAGGCUAUCGAGUUCUUCCAAUCGCUAGACCUAGUCACCAUGGUGCGUGAGGCCGAGAAAAUCGCAAGCGCACGCGCACAAGGGAGGAAGAGAAAUACACCUUUAGUUUCAGCGGCAGAACAGUCAUCUUCGUCGAGCGCCGGGGAAGUCGCCAAAUCGCAAGGUGAAAGUCCCCCGAGCCCGUUCACCGUUUCUCUUGAAUCUUUGCAUGCGCUUCCUCGCGCACGCGCCGCGACGGUCCUACAUGCGGCGCCAGUCGAUCCUACUGCUCGCUUGUAUCCUUUCUGUGAACUGCUGCGGGACAGAUUCUUGGAGGCUGGAUUUUUGCUCGGUGACCAGAAAAAAGAGAAAGAUAGCAAGCAGACGAACGAUAAGUCUACAGAAGAGGCGGCGGUUGAAGAACCCUCCCUCCUCGAGGAAAUGCCAGCCAACGUUGCGGAAGAAACCGCACGAACAUCAGACAAACCGAUAAGCACCCAGCCUGUAUCGAAGAAUUCUACAGCUUCAAAACCGAAGAUCAGACCGCUUCUACUGCACGCUACGGUAGCGAAUACAAUUUAUGUCCGUGGGAGAGCACGGGGUGGAGGGCCACAGAAAGGCCAAAAUCGCAAAAGCCAAUACACUUUCGAUGCACGGGAUUUUUUGUCCCAUUAUCGGAACUAUUAUAUUGACGGCGAUAGAACGACUCCUCGGACUACUGUGGUUACAACUAGCGGGGGUGGCAGUGAGCAAGGUCAGCUGAACGGGGAGGAUCUUUCAGAGAAUGAGACCAGCCGUUCGGAGAGUGAAGGAGACAAGUCACCGAACAACAGGAGAGCGUCUAACGAUGCCACUGGCGCCAAACACCAAUAUCCCUUUGUGUGGGCGAAGGACUUCCCCCUUGAAACAGUAUGUAUUUGUGAGAUGGGUGCGAAGAAACUUGACCCAGAGGCCGAUGAAGGUGGAAUGAACGCGCGUUUGCGGGAGAAAUACUUGCCUGUAGUGGAAAGGAGCUUAGAUUUUCAUAGUGAUGGGGGUACUGGGGGUGGUGUGAAUAUUAAUUAG